Messenger RNA from Saxophila tyrrhenica, 585 nucleotides. RefSeq lists its product as uncharacterized. NCBI's taxonomy places the organism in Eukaryota, Fungi, Ascomycota, Dothideomycetes, Mycosphaerellales, Extremaceae. Bases 1 to 585 code for a protein of 194 amino acids. Gene Ontology annotation, cellular component: cytoplasm. Gene Ontology annotation, molecular function: alcohol dehydrogenase (NAD+) activity. The transcript has 3 exons. The record is from RefSeq and is a predicted model, not a curated record.
AUGCACCGCGCCCUCGUCGACUCGGGCCUCAAACCGGGCAACUGGGUCGUCUUCCCCGGCGGCGGCGGCGGCGUCGGCAUCCAAGGCGUCCAGCUCGCAGCGGCAAUGGGCAUGCGUCCCAUCGUCGUCGACGGCGGGGACCAGAAAAAAGACCUCUCGAUGAAACUCGGCGCGGAAGCCUACGUGGACUUUACAAAGGAGAAGGAUGUCGGGGCGAAGGUGAAGGAGAUUGCGGAUGGGUUGGGGGCGCAUGGGGUGUUGGUUACGGCGUAUCAGUCGUAUAAAGACUCCAUCAACUUCACCGGCGCCCGCAAAGGGGCGAAAAUCAUGUGCAUCGCCCUGCCACCCGCCGGCGCGGUCAACCUCGGUGCCGAACCUAGCACCUUCGUCUUCAACAACCUCUCCAUCAUCGGCACGCUGGUCGGCACGAUGCAGGAUACAGCUUCCGCGCUCGACUACGCGAAGCGAGGUUUGUUGAAGCCGAUCCAUGAGGUGCGGGGGACGUCGAGGUGGGAUGAGAGUGUGCAGGCGUUGAGGAAGGGGGAGAUUGCUGGGAGGAUUGUUAUUGAUUUCAACAAGGACUAA